Setaria italica (foxtail millet) is the source of this 387-nucleotide messenger RNA. Its product is annotated as cortical cell-delineating protein. The record is from RefSeq and is a predicted model, not a curated record. The transcript has a single exon. Bases 1 to 387 code for a protein of 128 amino acids. NCBI's taxonomy places the organism in Eukaryota, Viridiplantae, Streptophyta, Magnoliopsida, Poales, Poaceae.
AUGGCAGCCAAAUCCCCUGCUUUCCUCGUCCUCCUGACCAUCACCAUGACGCUCAUCUUCUCCGUCUCAGUUCAUGGAUGCGAGCAGUACAGCUGCUCCAGCCCACCGCCGCCUGCCGUGCCAACCCCACCGGGGGCUACGUGCCCGAUCAACACGGCUGACCUCAGCGUCUGCGUCGAUUUGCUAGGGUACUUGCUCAAGAUCCGGUUGAACGCUCCUCCACAGCCAUGCUGCACGCUGCUCAAAGGCGUUGCCAAUGCUGAUGCAGCGCUCUGCGUGUGCGGGGUCAUCAAGGUUCUCAACCUUAUUAGUGUCCCGGUCGAUGUCAAUCUCCUUCUCAACGAGUGUGGAAUGACAUGCCCUCCUGGGUUUACCUGCCCACUCUGA